AGGCGGUGCUGAGCUGUCUCUGAUGGGAGUUCCGCUUCGGCAUCUCGUCUUCUUCUUCGCGGGGGCCUUCCGCGCUUUUGUCAAGGAGCGUCUCUCCGAGCAAAGUGCUUGACCUGCGACAGCAACGGCUGGAGUGGGAGAAAGCCCCAGGGUGACAGAAUUCUAAUCAUGUCUGACAAGAGUGAACUAAAGGCAGAGCUAGAGCGCAAGAAACAACGCUUGGCUCAGAUUAGAGAAGAAAAGAAGAGAAAGGAAGAAGAAAGGAAGAAAAAAGAAACUGACCAGAAAAAAGAAGCUCUUCCUGUACAAGAUGAGUCUGAUCUUGAGAAGAAGAGACGAGAAGCUGAAGCCUUGCUUCAAAGCAUGGGUCUAACACCAGAUGCUCCUAUGGCUGUGCAACCUCUACGACUAGUAACAGCGGAUACAUGUCUGUUUCACUAUUUAGUCCCCCCUCCUAUGUCUCCAUCUUCAAAAUCCGUGAGCACACCAAGUGAAGCUGGCAGCCAGGAUUCCGGUGAUGGUGCUGUUGGUUCUAGGACGCUGCAUUGGGAUACUGAUCCAUCAGUUCUCCAGCUCCACUCUGAUUCCGAUCUGGGACGGGGGCCCAUUAAAUUGGCAAUGUCCAAAAUUACACAGGUUGAUUUCCCUCCUCGAGAAAUGGUCACGUACACCAAGGAGACUCAAACACCAGUUCUGACUCAGCCAAAAGAAGAUGAGGAUGAAGAAGAUGAUGUGGUUGUCCAAAAACCACCAGUUGAACCUGAGGAAGAAAAAACGUUGAAAAAGGAGGAGGAGGAGGAAGUUGCCCCUCAUGAAUUGACAGAAGAAGAAAAGCAACAGAUUUUGCAUUCUGAAGAAUUUCUGAGCUUCUUCGACCACUCUACGAGGAUUGUAGAAAGAGCUCUUUCUGAACAAAUUAACAUUUUCUUUGACUACAGUGGCCGAGACUUGGAAGACAAAGAAGGAGAAAUUCAGGCAGGUGCUAAGCUGUCCUUAAACAGGCAGUUUUUUGAUGAGCGCUGGUCAAAGCAUCGGGUUGUUAGUUGCUUGGACUGGUCAUCUCAGUACCCAGAGUUACUGGUUGCCUCUUACAACAACAAUGAAGAUGCUCCUCACGAGCCUGAUGGAGUAGCCCUUGUGUGGAAUAUGAAAUACAAAAAAACCACUCCCGAGUAUGUCUUUCACUGCCAGUCAGCUGUAAUGUCUGCUACAUUUGCAAAAUUUCAUCCAAAUUUGGUUGUUGGUGGCACAUAUUCAGGACAAAUUGUGCUUUGGGAUAACCGUAGCAACAAGCGAACUCCAGUUCAGAGAACUCCGCUUUCUGCUGCUGCUCACACGCAUCCAGUGUACUGUGUGAACGUAGUAGGGACACAGAAUGCCCAUAACCUUAUCAGCAUCUCGACUGAUGGAAAAAUCUGUUCAUGGAGUCUGGAUAUGCUUUCACAGCCACAGGAUAGCAUGGAGCUAGUUCAUAAGCAGUCCAAGCCCGUAGCUGUUACUUGUAUGUCUUUCCCUGUUGGAGAUGUCAAUAACUUUGUGGUUGGAAGUGAGGAAGGCUCUGUGUACACAGCAUGUCGCCAUGGCAGCAAAGCUGGAAUCAGUGAGAUGUUUGAAGGUCACCAAGGACCAAUCACAGGUAUCCACUGUCAUGCAGCUGUUGGACCUGUAGACUUUUCCCAUCUUUUUGUCACUUCUUCUUUUGACUGGACUGUAAAACUUUGGACCACUAAGAACAACAAGCCUUUGUACUCAUUUGAAGACAACUCAGACUAUGUCUAUGAUGUGAUGUGGUCCCCUACUCAUCCUGCCCUCUUUGCUUGUGUGGAUGGCAUGGGAAGGCUUGACCUGUGGAAUCUCAACAAUGAUACUGAGGUGCCAACUGCAAGCAUUACCGUGGAAGGUAAUCCUGCCCUUAAUCGUGUAAGAUGGACAAACUCAGGACGUGAAAUUGCUGUUGGAGAUUCAGAAGGACAAAUAGUCAUUUAUGAUGUGGGAGAGCAAAUUGCUGUUCCCCGAAAUGAUGAAUGGACACGGUUUGGUCGGACAUUAGCAGAAAUCAAUGCAAACAGAGCUGAUGCAGAAGAGGAGGCAGCAACUAGAAUUCCCUCCUAAGUCUUUCUGAUGUGGUUUAGCACCAAAGUCUAGCAGUCAGUUUGGGAUGGGUUAAAUGAAAGAGUCAAAAGUGUAGCAUGUAUUAGUCUGCAAUGGAACUUGAAAACCAGAAUGUGGAAUAAAAUGUGGAUUUGACAGGUGUAUAAAGGUAAUUGAAGCAGGUCUUUUCAAUUUUACUUUUUAAUAGGUAAGUCACAUCAACAGCUUAAUCUGAUCAGCAUAAUUUAUUAUUUAUCCUGACUUGCCAAGAAGUAUCUUCUACUGAAACACUAACUGCACUGUAUCUUUAAAGUUAUUUAGGUUGUCCAACUUUCAGUAGCGUAUGGCUUUUCUGAAUGAUUUAAGUUAUAUAAGCAUCUUCCCAAAUUAAAUUGACAGACUGUGCUAUGAACCUGAGUCUCUGGGUGGAAGAGUGCUAUGGAACUGCUUAGAUUUGCGCAUGAAUCUGUUCACAGAAACCUUUAUCCUAAAUAUUAACGAACUAGGCUCCAGGCUCCAGUGGUAGGUCAUGUAUCAGAAUAGAAAGAAUCCGUAAAACUUUUUUUUAGUAAUGGAAACUUUCUAAAACAUGUACUUUAGAUUUUUUGUUAAAUCUGUGCAGUAUACUAUGAAUUCUUUAUAAAUAAACAGAACAUAAUCUUUUCUCACAA
This is a messenger RNA of Pogona vitticeps (central bearded dragon), 2762 nucleotides long. It is a transcript of the gene DYNC1I2, whose product is annotated as dynein cytoplasmic 1 intermediate chain 2. Gene Ontology annotation, molecular function: dynein light chain binding; dynein heavy chain binding. Lineage: Eukaryota; Metazoa; Chordata; Lepidosauria; Squamata; Agamidae. Gene Ontology annotation, cellular component: cytoplasmic dynein complex. Gene Ontology annotation, biological process: transport along microtubule. The record is from RefSeq and is a predicted model, not a curated record.